This is a messenger RNA of Abrus precatorius (Indian licorice), 4714 nucleotides long. RefSeq names its product putative phospholipid-transporting ATPase 9. Lineage: Eukaryota; Viridiplantae; Streptophyta; Magnoliopsida; Fabales; Fabaceae. Gene Ontology annotation, molecular function: magnesium ion binding; ATP binding; ATPase-coupled intramembrane lipid carrier activity. Bases 399 to 3983 code for a protein of 1194 amino acids. Gene Ontology annotation, biological process: phospholipid translocation. The record is from RefSeq and is a predicted model, not a curated record. Gene Ontology annotation, cellular component: plasma membrane. The transcript has 12 exons.
UUUUGAACUCUUUAGAAGGGAAGAUCAAAUAGCACCAUGUGGACGUUUGAAGUCUUUUCUUCCUUCUUAGCUACCAGUCAAACUGGGAUAGCAGUCUGAUUCAACUUCUAACCCAAUGAAAGAAACAACAUUUUCCAUGCUGCGUCAGUUAUAAUUUCAUUAAAAGGUUCUGUCUUUCAACACUGAACACUGAAUACACACAUAUUCUUGCCUUCAUAUCAUGACAUUGAUUUGAACUUGUCUUUUUCUGGCUCAAUCAUUGUUGAACAGGAUUCUGGAGUCUGUGGAUCUUUUUUAAGAGCUGAAUGAUGCACGGUUGUUGUAUUUUAUUGCACUGAAAGUAAGCUUUUGGAGUAGCAAAGUAGCUGCAUUUCUUGAGCCUAUAAUUGUUGCAUGAGAUGGGUGGUCAUAGAAGGAAGAGGCACCACUUUAGUAGAAUCCAUGCAUUUUCUUGUGGGAAAGCUUCAUUCAAAGGAGAGCAUUCACUUAUAGGGGGUCCUGGCUUUUCAAGGAUAGUGUACUGCAAUGAACCAGAACGUGGUGAGGGGAGUGUUCUCAGUUAUGGUGACAAUUAUGUGAGUACAACCAAAUACACAGUGGCUACUUUCCUCCCCAAGUCCUUGUUUGAGCAAUUCAGGAGGGUUGCCAAUUUUUACUUCCUUGUCUGUGCAAUCUUGUCUUUUUUCCCCGUCGCUCCUUACUCGGCAGUCAGCAAUGUUGUUCCUCUUGUGGUUGUGGUUGCUGCCACUAUGGGGAAAGAGGCUGUUGAGGAUUGGAGGAGGAAAAAGCAGGAUAUCGAGAUGAAUAACAGAAAGGUUAAAGUGCACGACGGAGAAGGUGUUUUUGACUAUUCUAAAUGGAAGGAUUUGAAAGUUGGAGACAUAAUAAAGGUUGAAAAGGAUGGAUUUUUCCCUGCAGAUCUCAUCUUACUUUCAUCUAACUAUGACGAUGCAAUUUGCUAUGUUGAGACAAUGAAUCUUGAUGGAGAAACAAAUCUUAAAGUUAAGCAAGCACUGGAAGAAACAUCAAAGUUGCAAGAAGACUUAAGAUUUCAAAAUUUCAAGGCUAUAAUCAAAUGCGAAGAUCCAAAUGCGAAUUUGUACUCAUUUGUAGGCAAUUUGGAGAUUGAAGAUCAAUUGUAUCCUCUUGCACCUCAGCAGCUAUUGCUAAGGGACUCAAAGCUGAGGAACACAGAUUUUGUCUAUGGUGUGGUAAUCUUUACUGGCCAUGAUACAAAGGUUAUGCAGAAUUCCACAGACCCUCCAUCCAAGAGAAGCACAGUUGAGAAACGGAUGGAUACGAUCAUCUACUUUCUGUUCUUUGUCUUAUUUUUUAUUUCUUUUAUUGGUUCAAUUUUUUUCGGAAUUGCAACCAGGGAGGACCUUGAAAAUGGAGUCAUGAAAAGAUGGUACCUUAGGCCAGACGAUACAACAGUUUACUUUGAUCCAAAGAAAGCACCAAUUGCAGCAAUUCUGCACUUCUUGACUGCGCUUAUGUUGUAUAGUUACUUUAUUCCAAUUUCUUUGUAUGUUUCCAUUGAAAUUGUGAAAGUUCUUCAAAGCAUUUUCAUCAACCAAGAUGUGCAGAUGUAUUAUGAGGAAACUGACCGGCCAGCACAUGCUCGUACCUCAAAUUUGAAUGAAGAACUUGGCCAAGUUGAUACUAUACUUUCAGAUAAAACAGGAACUUUGACUUGUAAUUCUAUGGAAUUUAUCAAGUGUUCUAUUGCUGGGAUUGCAUAUGGACGAGGAAUAACAGAAGUUGAGAAAGCUCUAGCCAAGGGAAAAGGAUUACCUUUGAGUCAAGAGUUGACGGAAGAUGGCAAUGUUGCCAAGAUUUCUGUAGCAACUUCAUCCAUUAAAGGUUUUAACUUUAUGGAUGAAAGGAUCAUGAAUGGAAAUUGGAUCAAUGAACCUCAAGCCAAUGUGAUUCAAAAGUUCCUGCAGUUAUUGGCAGUAUGCCAUACUGCAAUACCUGAAGUUGAUGAAGAAACUGGUAAAAUUUCAUACGAAGCUGAGUCACCCGAUGAGGCAGCUUUUGUGAUUGCAGCCAGAGAACUUGGGUUUGAGUUCUAUGAAAGGACUCAGACUACUAUUUCAAUGCGUGAGUUCAAUCCCAAAUCAAACAAGAUUAGUGAAAGGUCAUACAAUCUUCUGAAUAUUUUAGAGUUUAGCAGUACAAGAAAGAGGAUGUCUGUAAUUGUAAGAGAUGAGGAUGGGAAACUACUACUGCUUAGCAAAGGAGCUGACAGUGUCAUGUUUGAACGACUUGCAAAUAAUGGAAGGGAAUUUGAAGAGAAGACUAAGCAGCACAUUGAGGAAUAUGCUAAUGCUGGUUUGAGGACCUUGAUACUUGCAUAUCGAGAACUUGAUGAAGAAGUGUACAAUCUAUUUAAUAAAGAAUUCAUGGAGGCCAAGAACUUAGUGAGUGCGGAUCGGGAUAAUAUUGUGGAGGAAAUAUCAGAAAAUAUUGAGAAGGAUUUAAUUCUUCUUGGUGCUACUGCUGUUGAAGACAAACUUCAAAAUGGGGUUCCCGAAUGCAUUGACAAGCUAGCACAGGCAGGAAUUAAGCUAUGGGUUUUGACUGGUGAUAAAAUGGAGACAGCAAUCAAUAUUGGGUUUGCCUGUAGCUUACUCAGACAAGGAAUGAAGCAAAUUAUAAUUACUUCAGACACCCCAGAAACCAAAUCACUGGAGAAAAUCGAGGACAAGUCUGCUGCCGCAGAGGCAUUUAAGGCAAGUGUUCUUCGUCAGUUAAGGGAAGGAAAGACAUUACUUUCGGAAUCUAAUGAAAACUCUGAGGCAUUAGCUCUUAUCAUUGAUGGGAAGUCUCUCACUUAUGCACUAGAAGAUGAUGUAAAGGACCUGUUUCUUGCACUUUCCAUUGGUUGCGCAUCUGUUAUUUGCUGUCGUUCAUCUCCGAAGCAGAAAGCACUUGUUACUAGACUAGUAAAGAUUAAAACCGGUAAUACAACUCUAGCAAUUGGUGAUGGAGCAAAUGAUGUUGGAAUGCUCCAAGAAGCUGACAUUGGGAUUGGUAUCGGUGGUGUUGAAGGAAUGCAGGCUGUUAUGUCAAGUGAUAUUGCAAUUGCCCAAUUCCGGUUUCUUGAGCGUUUACUUCUUGUGCAUGGGCAUUGGUGUUACAGAAGAAUCUCAUCAAUGAUCUGCUACUUCUUUUACAAAAACAUUGUCUUUGGCUUCACCCUGUUCUUCUAUGAGAUCUACGCCUCAGUCUCGGGUCAAGCUGCAUACAAUGAUUGGUUCCUGUCACUAUAUAAUGUAUUCUUCACGUCUCUUCCUGUAAUUGCCUUGGGAGUGUUUGACCAGGAUGUCUCGGCUAGAUUAUGUAUCAAGUUCCCAUUACUAUAUCAAGAAGGAGUACAAAAUGUGUUAUUUACCUGGAAACGGAUCCUUGGUUGGGCAUUCAAUGGAAUUUUGAGUGCUACUAUAAUAUUCUUCUUCUGCAUCAAGGCAAUGGAGCAUCAAGCGUUCCGUAAAGGAGGGGAAGUUGUUGGGCUGGAUGUUCUUGGUGCCACCAUGUACACUUGUGUUGUGUGGGUGGUGAAUUUCCAAAUGGCAUUAUCUAUUAGUUACUUCACUUACAUACAACAUAUACUCAUAUGGGGUGGCAUUCUUUUAUGGUAUAUUUUCCUCCUAGUAUAUGGAACCGUGGACCCCUACCUAUCAACCACUGCCUACAAAGUCUUAAUUGAAGCUUGUGCACCAGCACCAUCUUAUUGGCUUAUCACUUUGCUUGUGCUUAUCGCUUCACUCCUUCCAUAUUUUGCCUAUGCUUCGAUUCAAAUGCGCUUCUUCCCUAUGUUCCAUCAAAUGAUACAGUGGAUAAGAAAUGAUGGGCAAACAACCGAUCCAGAAUACGUUAAUAUUGUGAGGCAGAGAUCAAUAAGACACACAACAGUUGGGUUCACAGCUCGUUUUGAAGCAUCCCAAAGCUCGAAAGCAUCCAAGAGUUUUCAAGUCUGAAAACCAUUAACAGGCAAUGUUGUUUUUGUUUCUUCAUUGUAUGAAAAAUUCUUUGGUCUAAACAUAGGGAUAACUUUGGUAUAGGUAAUCAAGUGCUUCGGAUUGUAUAUAUUUUAAGGUAGAGAUGGUUCUUACCAUAGUCAACAAGAAAUGCCAAUAGAUUCAGUUUAAAAAGGUAAGCUAAAGUAAUUAGUGCGCUGGAUUUUCGAUAGUGUAUCAACGUGUCAGACUGAGCAUUUGACGGGUUCGGUCGGAUUUGGGUCUGAAAAGGCCAACCCAAUGGAAACCGAGUGAAAUGUCAGAUAUAUAAGUUAUUUAGGUAGCUUGUUACAGGUUGAGCCUUUCCACUCUUUUGCAGUCAUUGCGACCGUCGACGCUUUCGUUUUUGAUACCUUGCUCGACCAUCACCAACUCAUCCCUGAAGGAACGUGUGACAUUGGAAACAAUGUUAUUGUGUUUGAAAUCAUUAAGUUUCAUGGUGAUAAUGUAUGUGAUGGUAAGGUGGUCGUCUUUGAGGUUCCGUGGCAAACAAGGAUGGAUAUUUGGCAACAAGAUGAAAAAUAACACUAAAAAAAAUGGAUUGCAACUUGCAAGAGGAAUUGCCACUCACCCAUUGUCCACAAUGUAACUCUAGAAAUUUAAAAUUGUUUACAAGUUCUUAUAGACUUACAGUGAGAGAGAGCAAAGUCUAAGUACAUAAGAAAAAUUUUCUUGGAGACAACUUUUAAUAU